AGCCACUCUGGGUCAACAUCUUUCCUUGGAGAACACAAAUACACUUUUCAACAAUGCAGGUCGUUUUACGGAGAAUAUGCGUACAAAGACUUUAAACAAAUAUUAUUCUAGUGCCAUUCAAAGUAACAAUUUUAUGUUCUUUACUCUUUACUGACUGGAUUCAAGGGCAAUAACCAUUGUGUAUUGGUAACGAGACCCAACUUGAUUUCGCAGACAGAAAAUAUCGUAUUACUAAAUGCGAGUAAAAACGUACAAUGAAGGAAGCUUGAUGACAUCGAUCUGUUAAUUGAAGGUGUGAUGCCACCGUUACGCAAGCCUCCACCUAAAUUGAUGGAGAGACCAAGUUUUGAGAGGGAAAGGACAAUGGUUCUUAAUGAACUUCUUGAACAAUCAGAUGAACAUUUAAGGAAGUUGGAGUUGCCACCGUUGCAACGCCAGUUCACCAGGGAGAGGACUUUGGUGGGCAAUGGGAACCCAUGGAACCAAAACGACUGUGCUAUGAGAAGCCUGUGCAAUAAAUCAAAACGGGGAGCACGCCACACAUUUGCUUCUCCACCUCAAAAUAUCCCCAAGAAAUAUCCACACAACACAAGAUUAAAGAAAUUGGAAACACACAAAGAUCCCAUAAUGGACAUAUCAAUGGACAGAUCCUCGUUGGCCCCACUUCCUCGAAUUACCAGGAACAAUUCGACUUCCGUCACCAGUAAAGACAAUACGGGCGAAAUAUCAAAUAGCUCCAUACAUCAGACUUCACCGUGUAAUACAAAUACAAACUUUAUAAAAGCAACCCAAACAGCAAGCAUCGAGAACAGUGGAUCUAUAGUUAAUACGUCGACACAUACUGGGGACAAUAUUGAUGUUAUUACACCACGGACACAUACUGGUGAAAGUAUUGGCGCAGCGUCGACACACACUUGAAAGAAUUGGUGCUAUUGCUAACUGAAACGUAGAUCAAAUCUGCCGAAACUAUUGAGGAAUAUAAUAAAACAAAGUAAUGGGACUCUUGUAAUUGUUUGGAUAACGAAAGAAUAACGGAAACUAUGAUUAUUUGGUAUUAGGUUGUUCGUAGCCAGUAGUUUCUGGGGUUCGAACGAAACAUGCAGUUUUCAUCAUUUUGAGCACUUUUCAAGUCAUUCUGAGCUGAAUUGUCAAAAAACUGAAUUUUUUUAACUGACCUUCACUAACUAACUCAUUAUGUUUCGUAAAAAAUACCAGUAAUCAAUUUGAGAAAAGUUAGAUAGGCUAGUAAUUAGUUAAUUUUCAUCAGCUAUCUUAUUUGGACUGCAGGUUGCUUUUGGCAGCGGCACUGUACGGUGCCAAAAAUAUUCUUAUGUACCGUCCGGAUCAUGAUUUCAGUGUGCCGAUUUCGGGUGACAAGAUGCCGAGAUUUUAUAUGAAACACGAUAACGUUAGUCUGACUAAACUAGAUCGUAUCGUUUUACCAAAUAUUUCUUAAAAUAGUUGACGCAGUGUAUAGCCAAAUGGCGCUAAAAUAUUGUGUACAGUUUGUUGUGUUUUGUUUCUAUUGUCCAUGUCAUGAAAUUAAUUAAUCAAUAAAUGGUAAAUCUGUGUUACCCUAAAUGCAAUUUAGUUUUAAU
This is a messenger RNA of Owenia fusiformis, 1598 nucleotides long. Lineage: Eukaryota; Metazoa; Annelida; Polychaeta; Sabellida; Oweniidae. The record is from the annotation of a GenBank genome assembly.